AAGUCAACCGUCCGCAGGAACCGUGUUCCGAUCCAACGAAUUUCCACCGUAAGAUUUUACUUAAUAAAACACGAGUGAAGACAUGGAAAGCUGUUUAAAUCCCCUGAAGUUCAGGAGGAUUUUGAAGCUGGUGAUUUGAGUGUUUUACAGAAGGGGAAAGUGAUCGCAGCACUUUUGCCAUUUUUGCGACAGAACAUGAAGACAUCAAGCCAAUAAUCCUUUCUCUGUUUUCCCCCUAAUUUUUUCAGCUUUACAUUGUUCUUGGAAAGUUGUGUGCCCCCUGUUGCAAAUUCCCUGAGCCAUUUUGGGAGUUUGCCACUCUUAGGCCCUGUCUCCCUCCAGUUGGCACAGAUAAAGACUCAGUUGGCACUCAACCAGCUGAAUGCAAUUGCUGGCCGAAGCAUCACUCCCCCUGCAAUUGCUUCACCUGCCUUGACCUUGCUCAACUUUCUUAAGGUCACCAUGUCACAUCCAAUAUAUAAUCCCCUUGGGGGGACUUUCCCUAAUGGUCAGAGACCCAUCAUGCCUGGACAGUAUGGGUCUCUGGGGUCACAGUCUGGACUGGAGCUGGGGGCAGCCCGUCUUGGCCCAGGUUCCAUGUCCACUUCUCGUGGGGGAUUGAUGGUUAACCAGCAGAUGCCCUUCUCAUUGGGACAACGUCAGUCGCAGAUUUCCCAAGACCUUAAUGCCGCAAUAGACCAGAACAUUAGGGGAGCCCGUGAGGAAGUCCGCCGUCUUACGCAAAUACUACAGCAACCCAAAACAGCAGACACCCGCUUGAGAAAGGACACAAGGGAUGAAGGGCUUUCCUCAGGAGGGAGUGGUUAUCCAGGGACUGGUGGUGCCUCGAGAUCUGAUAAGGCAGACUGGUCUAUAUACCAGGUCCCCAACCAGCUUUUUGCCUCUUCUAGCUUGGAUCGUGCUUCCAGUUCCACACAGGUGUUCCAGUCUUUCGGUUUUGGUGGCAGUGGAGCAUCUAGCAGUUUGGACAGCCAACUUCCACCAGAAAAACGACCUUCACGCUACACCUCAGAAAGUGCCAGCAACAUCCUCGCCAGCUUUGGACUCUCAAAUGAGGACCUAGAGCUACUAAGCCACUAUCCAGAUGAUCAACUGACACCUGACAACCUCCCAUUUAUUUUACGAGACAUCCGUAUGCGCAAGUCGAAGAGGAACAUCUCUGAUAUUGAUGCAAGAUCCAAACUCAUGGACUCUGACCCGCGGCACGGCAAUGUCAUUGACUAUGGACAUUCUAGUAAAUUUGGCUAUCCUGAGGAGAGCUCGGUUGGCUAUGCAAGUGAACACCAACAUAAAGAGUCACCCAAGUAUGGGAGGGAAGUCUCUGGACCUCCAUUUAGUGGCAUGGACAUCACAAAGCCUCCUCAGCCAUGCCAAGCAGCUUCAGGCCCUGCAGAAGUUCCAAAAAUUCAGAAACCUCCUCCAGUGGAUUCAAGACCCACUAAGAUAAUCCCAGCGAGACCAUCUGCUUCCCAGUCUAUCCUGCCACUUUCCAGUCGACCUCCUUCACAGAUGCCACCUCCUUCACAGAUUCCUCCUCAGCUUGGUGUUCAUCCUCUGAUGACCAUCGAUGACAUCUCCAGAGGUCCAAGCUCUAACUGGAUCCCAUUCCUUUCACCUCCAGUCAGCGUGCCUACUCUAAAGAGACUUCCAACCCCCACCAUGAUGAAUGAUUACUCAGCAGCUACUCCAAGAAUCUUUCCUCAUACAUGCUCUCUAUGUAACAUAGAAUGUGUCCAGAUUAAGGACUGGAUUGAACAUCAGAACACAAAUCUUCACAUUGAGCGUUGUAGACUUCUUAGGAAACAAUACCCUGACUGGAAUGUUGAGGCUGUCUCUGUUUCAAGACCUGAAUCAAAGUCAGAACACAGCAGCUCAAAGCGUCGCACCAGAUCUCACUCAUACUCCAGAUCCCCCAGCCCGAAGCGGCAACAUGAUUCCUCAAGUCGCCGUAAACGGUCACGAUCUCGAUCCCGGAGCCCUCGAAGGUACCGGCGCAACAGAAGUCACAGCCGGUCUCGAUCCCCCUAUAGGAAGACUCGUGUCAGCCCUUACAGGCGGAGUUCCCGUAGCCCACCAUCCCAACGGUCAAGGUCUCCAGGUAACAGCAGUAGCAGUAGGUGCUCUCCUGCACGUCGAUCAAGCCCCCGCCGAAGCAGCCCCUCCUGGCAGAGAUCUAGCAGUAGUGAACGACUGGCUAAAAAACUCAUGUCGUCAGCUGAGCUUUCCUCAAUCGCAGAUAGUAAUACUUUGAAAGCCGUGGUUAAGUCCUUGGCACCAGCCCUACUUGCUGAACUAGCCAAGAAGAGAAGCAUCUCCACUACUUCCUCAUCAAAGGGAAGCAGCAGCAGUUGGAGACUGUCUUCCUCUCUUCCUAAGAGAAGUGAACCCUCCAGGUCAAGCAGACCAUCCACCUCAAGGACUACCAGCUCUUUAAAGGAUGUGAAGCCUAAAAGCAGGGAUGCCCCAGGCACUGCCUGUUUGCUGAGGCUCAUAGGAAUUCCUCAAGGCACUACCAGCGAAGAACUGACUGAAGCCAUUGAACCCUUUGGCAAGAUUUAUACUGCCAUCCUCCUCAAAGCCAUUAAAGAGGCCUCAGUGUGUAUGGAAAGAGAGGAGGAUGCCAAAGCUUUGCUCAACUGUAAGAACCUUACAAUUCAUGGGCAAGUCAUUAAGAUCUGCAUGGAGAAGGAUGCAAGAGAAAAUGAAAGAAAAAAAUCUGAGAAGGCUGAGAAAACGUUUAAAAAAGAGGUUACUACAACAAAGCCAACCCAGUCAGUGAAAGUAAAAGGUACAAACACAGUCAAGGCACCUCUGUCAGCUAAAGCAAAAGUGUCGACAAGUGCCAAGAGGUCUCAAGUAACCAAGGCACUCCAAAAACCAAGUGACCCUAAAAAGACUGUACAGUCUGCUAAAGCUAAACCCCCUGCUAAGGGUUCAGAGAAACCAGUUACCAAGAAGAUUGUUAAAAAGGCAAUCCCCUGGAGAAAAAAUGUAGUUGUGAUUUCUGAUCUUCCAGAGGAAGGGGUCACUGAGGAUGAACUCACAAACCUUGCUAAACCCUAUGGCUUCAUCUCGACUCCUGUCAUAGCUAUCAUUCAGCAAAGGGCCUACCUGCAAAUGCCUAACACAGUGGCAGCUGAAGCAAUGGUGAAGGCUUACUCCGAAACUCCAGCUAAAGUGCAGAACAAACAGAUAACCGUCAAGAUGAUGAUGCAACCUAUCGACCUGAACUACAUGGAGUCGAUUUUCAGAGUACUGCUGUGCAUGGAGAAGUCACCUGAAAUUGUCACAUUACCAGAACGUCUACUUAGUGUUAAUAAUGUGCCAAAUACACUUGAGGCAAUCAAGGAAGUAGAGACCCUGAUCCAACGCCAUGGUACCUACAAGAAGCAUUUACCUCUGAAUGGGAGGGUGAUUUUUGAAAUGGAGAGUGCUGCAACUGCUAGGACCACCUACAGUCAACUCCUCAAGAUUCGUUGUAUGGUCCAGAACAAUUUGCUUGCCUUCCAGCUAGCCAAACCACUCAAGGUAGUUGAGCAGGUGAAAAAGAAGUCACAAGCAAAAGGAGCUCAACCUCCUGGUAAGUCAGCAGCUACAGAAGGGAAACCUAAUACCACCAAGGCUCAAAGGGCAGUGGCCUGCAGCAGCAACUACUGCGUCUGCACCUAAUGGUGCUGCCACUUCAGAAGCAACUCCCAUUGUUGGCACUGCUGGUGCCCAGGACAAAAUGACUACAGUUCCCUCUAUCACAGUGGACAAAGCUGCCUUGACUGAUGCUGAUAUUGUUAUGACUGAAGGAGAG
This is a messenger RNA of Myxocyprinus asiaticus (Chinese sucker), 3823 nucleotides long. RefSeq names its product zinc finger protein 638 (gene znf638). The transcript has 18 exons. Gene Ontology annotation, molecular function: RNA binding. Bases 463 to 3690 code for a protein of 1075 amino acids. Gene Ontology annotation, cellular component: nucleus. The record is from RefSeq and is a predicted model, not a curated record. Lineage: Eukaryota; Metazoa; Chordata; Actinopteri; Cypriniformes; Catostomidae.